AUCUUUGGCUAAUAAACCAAAGAUUCAGUCCUUUAGUCCAAACGAUGAUCAUCAAACCACCAGACUUAAAGACCCUUAAUUAGAAAUAAUUUAUUCUCAAGCUCCGGAGAGGGGAUGAGAACUGGUUCCUUUCGUGUUUGAUCCCAGAGUUACUGGGACAGGCUGGUGGUGACUGCUGGAGGAUUUAACGCUGAGUGACAACAGGCCCACAUGUUGUCACGAAGAGGAGGAAGAGGGCCCCUUUUUGAUUUACUGUCGAUCCGUUCAAGCAGCUCCUACCUCUGUCAUUUAAAACAGAGAACGGCCGACCUGCAAAGAUCUGUCCUUCCAAACCAAAAGUCAAGAAAAUAUUUUAAAAUUUCAAAGUGUGUGACAUAGAGCUGUGAAAGAAAGAUCACACACACCCUCAACGACAGCACUGCUAUUUGUGGAAGCGCUCUGUGGGGGAGGGGCUUUAGUGGAGCUCGAGCAUUGACAGGUGUAAUGCAGAGGGUCAGGUGAAGGCAAUGAAUCACACGCCGCCACACGGCCACUAAAAGAGACGCGCCUGAAGACGAGCUGCUGUCAAAAUGCCAAUCAAUGAAAAUGUCAUGGUCACGUGAUGAGACAGACCCAGACGCUGGAACCCGGAAGGAUGACGACAGGCAGAAGUAGUUAGAAAAUUUUUAUUGUCCGUGGAGAAUGUGGAGCUGCGGCCGGAACUUGGAAUGGAGUUGCUGACUUGAGAUGGGGAAUGAAGGUCGGAGGUGGACUGGAGCGGCAGGGUUAACAAGCAGCUCCGGUAGCUGGAGAAGAUCUGAGCUUGGCACGGUCAGGGGGUUGUGGACUGCGACAAUAUGGGCAGGAAAGACAAGGAAUCAUGGGAAGCUGAACGCACCUCUGCUGCACUAGCGAGUUUGAAGCUGCAAGCUCAACAACCCACGCUGGAGAUUUAUGGGACGCCGGAAACUUCCGGACAACUUCAGUUGACUCUGCUGAGCGACGGUUCUGACAGCGCUGAUGAUGCUCCGGAAGACACUUGCGAGGACAAUGAAGGAGAACAGCUGGACUAUCACAUUGGCUCUGUGUUGAAGGACAGAUAUGAGAUGGUCUCCAUGUUGGGGGAUGGAGCUUUUGGAAGAGUGAUGAAGUGUCUUGACCGGCACAAAAACGAGUUUGUGGCCGUGAAGGUUGUAAUGAACUUCGAGAAUUCCUAUGAAGUAGCCCGAUCGGAGAUUGCUGUUCUGGAAGAGAUCAACAGCCUGGACGAUGACAACAAAUUUGCCUGUGUGAGGAUGCUGGACUGGUUCGAAUGCAAACGCCACAUUUGCAUCGUAUUUGAGCUGCUGGGACUCAGCACCUUCGAGUUCCUCCGACAAAACGACUUCCUACCUUUCAGCGUGGAGCAGAUACGACACAUGGCCUUCCAACUUUUCAGAGCAGUCAGCUUUUUGCAUCGAAACAAGCUGACCCACACAGACCUGAAGCCAGAGAACAUCCUGUUUGUGUCCUCAGCCUUUGACUUGGAGGACGACCCAAAGACGAUGUGUGUCUGCAGGAAGCCAAAAAGUCUAGAAGUAAAAGUGGUUGACUUUGGCACUGCCACCUUUGACCACCAACAUCACGAGUCUUUGGUGUCAACACGUCACUACCGCGCUCCAGAAGUCAUCCUGGAUCUGGGCUGGAACCAGUCAUGUGACGUUUGGAGCUUGGGCUGCGUCCUCUUUGAGUUUUACUUUGGACAGACACUCUUUCUGAGCCACGACUGUCUGGAGCAUCUGGCCAUGAUGGAGGAAGUCCUGGGACCAAUUCCUCCACAUCUCCUGGAACAAACCAGGAAGAAGCAUUUUGUUCAUAACAACCGGCUGAAACGGGACGAGCAGAGUUCCUCUGGGGGUCACAUCAGGGAGCACUGUCGCCCCCUAAAGUUCAUUGAGACGGAGAGUGAAGAGGAGCAGCAGCUGCUGGAUCUGCUCGGAUGCAUGUUGGAGUACGACGUCGGCAGGAGGAUCACUCUGGAGGAAGCACUCUGGCAUCCUUUCUUUAGCCUGAUGAGGACGAAGCAAACACAAAGAAGCUAACACCGACACAACACACUAACGCACACCAACACCCACACACUAACACACACCAAAACACCCCCACACAUACCUAAACACACCAACACACACUACCAAGGCAACACACUGAC
Messenger RNA from Oryzias melastigma (Indian medaka), 2170 nucleotides. RefSeq names its product dual specificity protein kinase CLK2. Gene Ontology annotation, biological process: protein phosphorylation; regulation of RNA splicing. The record is from RefSeq and is a predicted model, not a curated record. The transcript is spliced from 13 exons. The coding region runs from base 837 to 2060 and encodes 407 amino acids. NCBI's taxonomy places the organism in Eukaryota, Metazoa, Chordata, Actinopteri, Beloniformes, Adrianichthyidae. Gene Ontology annotation, cellular component: nucleus. Gene Ontology annotation, molecular function: ATP binding; protein tyrosine kinase activity.